This is a messenger RNA of Conger conger (European conger), 2720 nucleotides long. RefSeq names its product differentially expressed in FDCP 6 homolog. The record is from RefSeq and is a predicted model, not a curated record. The coding region runs from base 129 to 1976 and encodes 615 amino acids. Gene Ontology annotation, cellular component: nucleus; cytoplasm. The transcript is spliced from 11 exons. NCBI's taxonomy places the organism in Eukaryota, Metazoa, Chordata, Actinopteri, Anguilliformes, Congridae.
UCUCCGGGGUAACACAUGUGGUGUAGCAGGGGCUGAGGGUGUCGCUUAGACAGAUCUGUGCCCUGGAAUACAACGCCAGCAAACGAGAGGAGGAGAGGCCAGCGUGAGGAACCCGGGAGCCCAGAGGCAUGGAUCUCCGCUCAGAGCUUCUCAAGUCCAUCUGGUAUGCUUUCACUGCGCUGGAUGUGGAGGAGAGCGGCAAGGUGUCCAAGUCACAGCUCAAGGUCUUGUCCCACAACCUGUGCACGGUUCUGAGCAUCCCGCACGAUCCGGUGGCCCUGGAGGAUCACUUCAGGGAGGAUGACGACGGGCCUGUUUCCACCCAGGGGUACAUGCCGUACCUCAACAAAUACAUCCUGGACAAGGUGAAGGAGGGGUCUUUUGUGAAGGAAAACGUGGAUGAGCUCUGUUGGACCCUGACCGCCAAGAAGAACUACCGCCCUGAGAAGAACGGCAGCUUCCACCUGCCAGACAAGGACCCCUUUCGCCUGUGGUGCCUCUUCAACUUCCUGUCUGAGGACAAAUAUCCCUUAAUCAUGGUUCCUGAGGAGGUAGAAUAUUUACUGAAGAAGAUCUGUACAGCCAUGAGUACGGAACUUAAUUGUGUGGAGCUGGAAGACUGCAUUUCCCAGGAUGCUGUACAGCAGAGCGGGCUUACUGUAUGGGUUUUCCUGGAAAUGAUGAGUUCUGGGAAGCUAACAAGAGGCACUGACAGGGAAUCCCUGAGCAUGGCUAUUGAGAAGGUGUACAGGGAAAUAGUUGGUGAAGUACUAAAAGAGGGCUACCUGUGGAAGAAAGGACAGAUACGCCGGAACUGGACGGAGCGCUGGUUCAAACUCAGGCCCAGCACCCUGGCCUACUACGUCAGCGAAGACUGCAAAGAGUGCAAGGGCAGCAUCGCGCUGGACCACAACUGCUGUGUGGAGCUGCUUCCAGAGAAAGAUGGGAAGAGAUGCAUGUUCUGUCUAAAAACGCUGACCAGAACAUACGAGAUGAGUGCGUCUGACACCAAGCAGCGCAAGGAGUGGACCUCAACCAUCCAGACAGCGAUUCGGCUGCAGGCGGAGGGGAAGUCCUCUCUGCACGUGGACCUGAAGCUCCGUCGUCGGGAGCAGAGGGAGCAGCGGGAGAAGAGGCGUCUGGCCAGGGAGGAGGAGCUGCAGAAGCUGCAGGCCCUGCAGGGGGAGAAGGAGGAGAAGCUGGCAGAGCUGGAGCUCCUGAGGGAGGCGCAGCGCCAGGCGGAGGCCCUGCUGGAGCAGGACGAGCAGAGGAGGAGGCAGCAGCGCGAACAGCUGCAGCAGGCUUUGGAGGUGCAGCUGCGGGAGGCUGAGGAGGCGCGGGCCAGCAUGCAGGCAGAGAUGGUGCUGAAGGAGGCGGAGGCGGAGCGGCAGCGGAAGAGGAUCCAGGAGCUGGAGGAGAUGCAGCAGCGUCUGGAGGAGGCGCUCCACCUGGAGAUCAAGGCCCGGCAGGAUGAGGAGGCCUUCCGCUACGCACAGGCCAGGCUGCUGGUGGAGGAGGAGGAGAGGAUGAAAGCCCUCAUGGCCCUGCAGGAGGAGCAGGAGGACCUCAUCCUGAAGACCCAGCGUGAGAAGCAGGAGCUCCGGCAGGAGAUGGAAAGCAAAUCUCGGGCUUUGGACGAGGCCCAGCAGCAGCUGGAGGAGGUUCGGGCCAACCGACACCGGGUGGACCAGGAUGUGGUGGCUGCCCAGAGGAAGCUUCGGCAAGCCAGCACCAAUGUGAAGCACUGGAACGUGCAGAUGAAUAGACUCAUGCACCCAAUAAGGCCUGGAGAGAGAAAGCCAUCCCUCGGGGGAUCCUUCUCCAGUGGCCAUGGGCCGUCACGGAGAGACAGCGGACUGCGCCUCCGCCAGCGAUCGGAGGACAACCACGAGGCCAAGGAGAAUGUGGGCAGCAGCGAUGGGGAGGCAGAGAGACGCCUCUCCCAGGCAAACGACAGAGACAUGGACAUCCCAUGAAGCUCGACUCCAAAUUGGGGUGUUUUGUUGGGGGGUAGGGGGAUUUGCUCUGCACAUUAUUUUAACUUUGUCCCUGGUUGAAAUGUACUAUCUCAAGAACUCCACAUACAAUAUUCAGUAAUGAGAGGAAUUGGGCUAAUGAGACUGCAGGGAUGUGUGUGUGUGAGUAUGCACAGUUACUGAAUUCACACUGCAGGGCUUGCUUCUGUGGGCAGUGUAAACUAAGCUUCAGUUAAAAUAUAAAUCCUAUUGUGGCCUCAACUUGAGUUCAAAAACAAUACCUCAUUCACACUGCACGGCUCCACAGGACUUAUCUUGUGCAUGUUACAUGCUAAGCUCACAACAUACAGUAAGCACAUGCCAUCCUCAGCACUGAUUAGUGCACGGGUGGAUGUUAUUGUAAGAUCUCACUUUUCUUCCUAGACAAAUCUUAAAAAUAUCAGAUCUUGGCAACCUUUCAAGCUGGGGAUAGACUUUGAGGAACCUGACAUUUUCAAGGAUGUAAGAUAAUAUUUUGGGGGGCUGGGUUGUUUUCAUAUUGUGUACAUUAUUAUAUAGGUAGAGAGAGGGCAAAGGAGAAGGACCAAAGCAGAGUACAUCACUUUUGGUGUUCUUGUCAUUGUAAAAUCAAUCAAAUCAAACAACCUGUUUUUCAUGACAGUUAUAAAAUCUUUAUUAAAUGAUUAAAUUAAGCAUACAUUGUCAAAAAAAAAAAAAAAUUCAAUAAAAACAUUCUAAAGUGUU